AUGAGAAGCAAAUCCAUCUUAGCUGGUGCCGUUAAUGUUCCAAUUGAACCAACAUCAAAUGUUGACUCACGAACGACAAACAAUAUUGUCAUAAAGAACUAUAGUUCAGAGUGUUUGAAAGAAAAAGAACCAGAACUUAAGUCGGUGAAUUUAAACACAGCUUCAAACGCUAACGCUACAUCAGAUGUUAAGUUAGAGUAUCCACCACUGGACCAAAUUCUUUCA
Trichomonas vaginalis G3 is the source of this 225-nucleotide messenger RNA. RefSeq lists its product as uncharacterized. The record is from RefSeq and is a predicted model, not a curated record. The annotation marks the transcript as partial. The transcript has a single exon. Lineage: Eukaryota; Parabasalia; Trichomonadida; Trichomonadidae.